This is a messenger RNA of Hansenula anomala, 655 nucleotides long. It is a transcript of the gene BUD3, whose product is annotated as Bud3p. The annotation marks the transcript as partial. NCBI's taxonomy places the organism in Eukaryota, Fungi, Ascomycota, Saccharomycetes, Phaffomycetales, Wickerhamomycetaceae. The transcript has a single exon. The record is from RefSeq and is a predicted model, not a curated record.
AAAGCAUGCGGAACAACAAUUCCUUAUUUUUACAAAGCCUAUAUGCGCCAUGAAUCAGUAAUGAAAUCAUUUUCCCAUCUGCUUAAAGGGUUCCGCCGUGAAUAUUCGAUUGAACUUCAACCUCAAUUUUCAGAAAGAAGAAUCGAAUCCAUUAUGAACGUAUCGUUAAAUUUGACUAAAAUCAAAAUGAUUCUAGAAAGGUUGAUCAACAUAAAGAAUUGGGACAGCAACGGUGAAGAUGGUCAAGUCAAAACUUACUACCAGAAUUCUGUUGAAACUAUAGAUGCAUUUGCUAAAGAUGAACUCCAGCCGUACUCUAAAAGAGUUUUCACUCCUUCAGGAAAAGUCCUCACUGAAAUUUGUGAUGGAAUCCCACCAUUGUUGACAUAUGGGUGGCUGAAUAGAAAAGUUGUGUCGGUAUUCGAUGCUUUCAAUCUUGUUUCUAACGAGGAUGAUCUUAUAAUUAUUUUCAAUGAUUAUGUGGUUUUUGCCAAAAUUGAUAAAGAUGAAGUGACAAAACAAACAUCCGAUUCAAUUACACCACAUGUGUCAGAUAUUCUGAUGAACUCGUUGAUGAAUGAGAGACCCUUGAAAAACAUUCCAAAUUUGAAGAUUAUCGGCUGGUCAAGUAUUGGAAAUUUUGAAGUGGAAACAU